Molecule: messenger RNA, 972 nt
Organism: Saprolegnia diclina VS20
Lineage: Eukaryota; Oomycota; Saprolegniomycetes; Saprolegniales; Saprolegniaceae
Exons: 7
Coding region: 1-972 (323 amino acids)
Biological process (GO): protein K63-linked deubiquitination
Cellular component (GO): membrane; endosome
Molecular function (GO): K63-linked deubiquitinase activity; protein binding; metal-dependent deubiquitinase activity
Source: RefSeq, a predicted model, not a curated record
AUGCUCCAAGAGGAGCUCGACCAGCUGCAACAGACCCACGAAGACGAGUACUUUAUCCUCCAGCACGAAGAAGCACAUGAAGACAAAGCAGCGUAUGUACCGCCUCCAACGUCGUCACCGGCUACUACUGCCAAGGACCCCGCGGGCCUCUCGCUCGAAGCGCGGCUCCAAGCGCUUCGAAUGCUCGCGCCACCAACCCCGCCGUCGCAGCCAACGCUCACAAGCGCGGCACUGGACAGCCAUGCGCGUGCCAAGGCCAUGGACGCGCUCAAGAUGCCGGCGAAGCCGAGUCGCGCCGCGUUACCGCCAGCGCCACUGCCGCCAUCGACAACAUACCCUACGGCAGAUACCACCGCGCCGACACCUAUAUCCGCCAUGUCGUCUCGUCGCCACUCGCUCGAGAACCGAACACUCCUGCUCCAAAACGAAGUGCGCGAGCUUUCGAUUCCAGCCAACUUGAUUCAAGACUUCAUUCGGAUCGCUGACCCCAAUACGCGCAAGCCGCCGUACGGCAUUGAGACGUGCGGCAUCCUCACGGGCACGCUCACGGGUUCCAAGCUCGCGAUCUCGACGCUCGUCAUACCCAAGCAGACCGGUUCGUCCGACAUGUGCACUAUGACGCACGAAGAAGAGCUCUUUGAGUACUGCAUCGCGAACGACCUCCUCACGCUUGGCUGGAUCCAUACGCAUCCGUCCCAAACGUGCUUUCUCUCGUCCGUGGACAUUCACACGCAGUGCGGGUUCCAGUCGAUGCUGGCCGAGGCCAUUGCGAUCGUCGUCGCGCCCCGGGACGCGCAAAAGAGCAUCGGCGUCUUUCGACUCACGUCGCCGCAUGGCAUGGAGCUCAUCCAAAACUGCAGCCUCUCGGGCUUCCACGAGCACCCGAGCCACCUCGAGAUUUACUCGGACGCGAUGCAGAUCGUGUGGUCGCGGUCGGCCACCGCGCAAGUCGUCGACAUGCGAUACACAUAG